ACUUCAGCUUAGUUGUGAUUGGUAUGCCCUGACAGUUGGUGACAAGUUUGAAUAGUGAGGUUAUAGUAUUUUUGUAUGUUUACAUUUUUUAUCAUAACAAAAUGAAUAGCAAAGAGAAGGAGCGGUAUAUUGAAAACUUUGCGUUCCCCUUUUGUGAUGAAUCCACAAAAUAUGAGAAGGUCGCCAAAAUUGGUCAAGGGACAUUCGGGGAGGUGUUCAAAGCCCGGGACAAGGGAAACCCCAACAAGUAUGUAGCCAUGAAGAGGGUCAUUAUGGAGAAUGAGAAGGAGGGUUUCCCAAUCACAGCCUUGAGAGAGAUAAGGAUACUUCAGCUGCUGAAGCAUGAAAAUGUAGUUAAUUUGAUUCAGAUCUGCAGAACAAAAGCAUCAGCAUCAAACAAAUACAGAUCCACAUUUUAUUUAGUAUUCGAUUUUUGUGAACACGAUUUGGCUGGUCUGCUGUCGAAUGUUAAUGUUAAAUUUAGUUUAGGAGAAAUCAAAAAAGUUAUGCAGCAAUUGCUCAAUGGAUUGUAUUAUAUACACAGCAACAAAAUUUUACACAGGGAUAUGAAAGCGGCUAAUGUGUUGAUAACUAAAAAUGGUGUUUUAAAGUUGGCCGAUUUUGGAUUAGCCAGGGCAUUCAGUGCAAACAAGAAUGGAGAACCUAACAGGUUCACAAACAGAGUUGUGACUUUGUGGUACCGCCCACCUGAAUUGCUAUUGGGCGAAAGGAAUUAUGGACCUCCUGUUGAUAUGUGGGGUGCUGGCUGUAUAAUGGCUGAAAUGUGGACGAGGUCACCCAUAAUGCAAGGGAGCAGUGAACAGCAACAGUUAAUUUUUAUUUCCCAGUUGUGCGGAUCGAUUACACCUGCCGUUUGGCCGGGGGUGGAAAACUUGGAACUGUACAAAUCGAUGGAAUUGCCGCAAGCUCAAAAAAGAAAAGUAAAGGACCGUCUGAAACCUUACAUGAAGGACCCGUACGCGUGCGACUUAUUAGAUAAAUUGUUGGUUUUGGAUCCAUCUAGAAGGGCAGAUUCUGACACCGCAUUGAAUCACGAUUUCUUCUGGACGGACCCAAUGCCUUGCAGUUUGAGCAAUAUGUUGGCGAACCAUCACCAAAGUAUGUUCGAAUUUUUGGCACCGCCUAGGCGUCCCUCUCAUAUGCGAACACAUCACUCACUGCCUGGAACACGCCCAACCACCUCCGCUGUGCAGGACAGCAGCUACCAAGACAGGGUGUUCUAAUCCAACGCGAAACACGUACCUUAAUUAGAAUUAGAUAAUUCUUCUUGUACAUAUAUAUAUCUUAUAGUAUAACAAUUGUAUUCAGAAAUAAGGAUUUUCCCUUGUUCUACAACUGACUUACAAUGAUUCUUAAUUUUUUUACUACCAAUAAUUUAUAUGAAUUUAUUAAGUUGCAAAACUCGGAACUGUUUAUAUCUUGAAAUACAAUACAAGUGUUUUUUUAAUACAACUGAUUUCAUUUACACUACUUCAUACUCUCAUAUACAUCAGCCGCUGUGUUACAUAGAUAGUAGCAUUAUAUUAUAUAUCUUACAGAACCAUUGGUUUCUAUGAGAAUUUGUUAACUAUAAAUAGUAUUACAGCAGUGGUAACAAUCAGAUGAUGAAUCUACUAGAAUAAAAUUAUUAUACUAUUUGUAGAUAAUGGAAAUAAAUGCUGUAUAUAUUUAAA
Messenger RNA from Nicrophorus vespilloides, 1694 nucleotides. It is a transcript of the gene Cdk9, whose product is annotated as cyclin-dependent kinase 9. The transcript has 4 exons. NCBI's taxonomy places the organism in Eukaryota, Metazoa, Arthropoda, Insecta, Coleoptera, Silphidae. Gene Ontology annotation, molecular function: cyclin-dependent protein serine/threonine kinase activity; ATP binding. Bases 102 to 1244 code for a protein of 380 amino acids. Gene Ontology annotation, biological process: protein phosphorylation. The record is from RefSeq and is a predicted model, not a curated record. Gene Ontology annotation, cellular component: nucleus.